Molecule: messenger RNA, 886 nt
Organism: Saprolegnia diclina VS20
Lineage: Eukaryota; Oomycota; Saprolegniomycetes; Saprolegniales; Saprolegniaceae
Exons: 8
Coding region: 11-886 (291 amino acids)
Source: RefSeq, a predicted model, not a curated record
GUGGUCGGCCAUGGUCCGGCACGUGGCGGCGCUCGGGUCGCCCAACACGCUCAAUGUGGUCGCCUUCUCGGGCGGCGUCGACUCGUCCGUCGUCGCUGCGCUCGUUCGCGAGGCGUUUCCUACCAACAGCGUUGCCUGCCUCGGCGUCUCGGCCGCGUUGCCGUCCGAGCAGCUGGCCCUCGCACGCAAGGUGGCCACCGACAUUGGCAUUCCGCUGUGGGAGACACCAACGACCGAAGGCGCCGACCCGCUCUACAUUGAAAACAAAGGCCAGAGCUGCUACUACUGCAAGACCAACCUUUAUACGACGCUCAACGACGUUGCGACCCAUGUGCACACGACGCAGCGUAGCAGUGGCCAACCGCGCCUUUUCAACGGCACAAAUGCAGACGACAAGCUCGAUCCGACACGACUCGGCCUCGUCGCCGCCUCCAAGUUUCAAGUCGUGAGCCCGCUCCAAGACCUUACGAAGAGCGACGUCCGCGCGCUCGCGAACGAACGAGGUUUGCUGAAUUGGGACUUUGCAGCAUCGCCGUGUCUUCGGUCGCGCCUUGCGUUUGGCGUCACCGCCUCUUCGGACCACCUCCAGCGUGUCGAGGCCGCCGAGGCUUUUGUCCGAUCGUUCUUGCGACUCGCGCCGCAAGAGAACCUCCGCGUGCGCUUUCUACCGCUGAACCACGCGGCCAUUGAGCUGGAUGCGGCGCGCCACUUGGCCCUGUCAGCGACCGAGACGGCGAUCCUCGCUGCCAAAUGCGUCGACCUCGGCUUUACGCAGACACACGUACGUGCGUUCCGAAGCGGUAGCGUGUCGGGCUUUGCCGCCAACGUCCAAGUGACCAGCUCAACGAACAAGGCAGUACACAUGAACCAACUCCCACAGAUUUAG